UCCUUCCCCAUGCAUCACACAACGAUCUAGCUCUCUCGUUGAGGCUCGAUCGAGGCACAUAGAUCGCAUGUGUAAACCAUCCGAUAUGGCUUCCAAGAAUACCAUUUCUUCCCUGCUUCUCAUGGCGCUGCUACUCUCAUGCAGCGGCAUGAUUAGCGCGGCACGGUUGCUGGAGGAGGCGGCGCCAAAGGAGGAGUACCCACACCCUGCCCCGGAGCUGCCAAAGCCUGAGCUGCCGCCGCACCCCACGGUGCCUGAACUUCCAAAGCCCGAGCUGCCGCCGCACCCGGCCGUCCCAGAGCUUCCGAAGCCCGAGUUGCCGCACCCCGUUGUGCCAGAGCUCCCGAAGCCCGACCUGCCUCACCCAACCGUGCCUGAGAUGCCUAAGCCCGAGGUGCCUGCGCACCCUGCAGUGCCAGAGCUGCCAAAGCCCGAGGUGCCGGCACACCCCACCGUGCCGGAGUUCCCAAAGGCCGAGGUGCCGGCGCACCCCACCGUGCCGGAGCUGCCCAAGCCCGAGGCGCCACAUUACCCUGCCGUGCCAGAGCUGCCCAAACCCGAGCUGCCUCCUCACCCCACCGAGCCUGAGCUACCGAAGCCCGAGGUGCCGGCGCACCCCGCUGUGCCGGAGCUGCCUCCUCACCCCACCGUGCCGGAGCUGCCCCACCCGGACGUGCCGGAGGUGCCAAAGCAUGAGCUGCCACCGAAGCCCGAGACCCACUACCCGGUGCCAGAGACCAAGACAUGAGCGGACUGCAUCGCAGUAUUAAUAAACACUUUGUAUGCUUGUGUGUACGAUAUGGUGUGAAAUAUGAUGUUUGCCUGCGAUUAGCCAGGAGCGUGAUGUUACAGUAGAGUAUGGUGGUGCUGCUUUGCUCUUUUUUAUGAAGGAUGAUGUGUGUAUGUAUUGUUUUGCAUGUAUAUAUACACGGUCUACUCAUGUAUCACCCACGUUUCAUCUAUAUAUCUUAU
Phragmites australis (common reed) is the source of this 972-nucleotide messenger RNA. RefSeq names its product protein PELPK1-like. The transcript has a single exon. The record is from RefSeq and is a predicted model, not a curated record. Bases 68 to 748 code for a protein of 226 amino acids. Lineage: Eukaryota; Viridiplantae; Streptophyta; Magnoliopsida; Poales; Poaceae.